AUGGCAGACAAGGGGACGCUGGGGUUUCUGCCUCCCUUCAAGCACUUCGCUACCAGCGCCAUUCAUGCCGGCCAGGAGCCCGAGCAGUGGCGCUCCGGGGCCGUGGUGCCGCCCAUCUCGCUCUCCACCACCUUCAAGCAGCGGGCGCCCGGCGAGCACGCGGGUUAUGAAUACUCCCGGUCUGGGAACCCCACUCGGGAGUGCCUGGAAAAGGCUGCAGCUGCCCUCGAUGGAGCCAAAUACUGCUUGGCUUAUUCCUCUGGCUUAGCAGCUCUUUUGAACAUCUGUCACCUGCUGAAGACAGGGGACACAGUUAUCUGCAUGGAUGAUGUCUAUGGAGGCACAAACAGAUAUUUCCAGAAAGUAGCCUCAGAAAUUAAUUUGAAAGUAAUUUUUGUUGACUGCACAAAACCAAAAUGCCUGGAAGCUGCAAUUACACCAGAGACCAAGCUGGUUUGGCUGGAGACCCCCACGAACCCCACGCUGAAGGUGAUCGACAUCAAAGCCUGCUCAGAUGUGGUGAGCAGACACCAAGGGGUGCUGCUGGCAGUGGACAACAGCUUCAUGUCUGCCUACUUCCAGCGUCCUUUGUCCCUGGGGGCUGAUAUUUGUAUGUCUUCUGCAACCAAAUACAUGAAUGGGCACAGUGAUGUUCUCAUGGGCCUGGUCUCUGUAAACCGGGAUGAUCUAUAUGAGAGGCUCAAAUUCUUGCAGAACUCCCUGGGAGCUGUUCCCUCCCCCUUUGACUGCUUCCUCUGCAACCGUGGGCUCAAGACUCUGCACCUCCGGAUGAAGCUGCACUUCCACAACGGCCUGGCUGUGGCCAAGUUCCUGGAAUCCCAUCCCAGGGUGGAGAAGGUCAUUUACCCAGGGUUGCCUUCCCACCCCCAGUAUCAAGUGAUGCAGAAGCAGUGCACGGGCUGUCCUGGAAUGAUCACCUUCUACAUUAAAGGGAACCUCAAAAAUGCCUCUGCCUUCCUCAAGAACUUGAAGGUGUUUGCCCUGGCUGAGAGUCUGGGUGGCUACGAGAGCCUGGCAGAGCAUCCGGCCAUCAUGACCCACGCCUCAGUGCCUGAGGAGGAAAGGCAAGCUCUGGGAAUCACUGACACCUUGAUCCGCCUCUCGGUGGGGCUGGAGGAUGAGGAGGAUUUGCUGGCAGACCUGGAGCAGGCCCUGAAGGCUUCGCCCUGCUCAGGCACAGCUCCCGUGGAUUCUGGAGAGGUUGAGAUGUGCCAGGCACAGCUCCCGUGGAUUCUGGAGAGUUGCUCGGGGCGGGAUUCGAACUCGCCGCCUGCAGAGUCCCCCAGCCCGGCCCGCCGCGUGACGUCACGCGCGCUUGCGCCUGUCUCGGCCAAUCAGCGGCCGCCGGCGGAUUCGAACGGCGGGGCGGCGGCGGCCGUUGGGCGUGCGGCGGGGCCGGCAGGGGGCGCUGCGCUCUCCGGCUGA
Cinclus cinclus is the source of this 1446-nucleotide messenger RNA. RefSeq names its product cystathionine gamma-lyase (gene CTH). Gene Ontology annotation, biological process: transsulfuration. Bases 1 to 1446 code for a protein of 481 amino acids. Gene Ontology annotation, cellular component: cytoplasm. The transcript has 13 exons. NCBI's taxonomy places the organism in Eukaryota, Metazoa, Chordata, Aves, Passeriformes, Cinclidae. The record is from RefSeq and is a predicted model, not a curated record. Gene Ontology annotation, molecular function: cystathionine gamma-lyase activity; pyridoxal phosphate binding.